Messenger RNA from Artibeus jamaicensis (Jamaican fruit-eating bat), 5735 nucleotides. It is a transcript of the gene LRRC38, whose product is annotated as leucine rich repeat containing 38. The record is from RefSeq and is a predicted model, not a curated record. Bases 424 to 1320 code for a protein of 298 amino acids. Gene Ontology annotation, cellular component: voltage-gated potassium channel complex. The transcript has 2 exons. Lineage: Eukaryota; Metazoa; Chordata; Mammalia; Chiroptera; Phyllostomidae. Gene Ontology annotation, molecular function: voltage-gated potassium channel activity; potassium channel activator activity; transmembrane transporter binding.
CUCAGUAACCGAACUGAGUCGUCGAGAGCUCCUGGCCGAGUGCACAGGGCAGAUCUUUGAUCCGGUCCCGGUGGAGAGCUAUUGGGUCGGGGCCGCGUUUGUCCACCGCCACUUGGCCGCGCUUGCGGCUCGCGUCACUCCCCUGGGAUUUAACAGCACGUUAAUUUCCCGUCCUGGUCCAUCCUUCCUGAGUCCCUCGCCCCUCCCUCUCCGGCUCUCCCCGCUCCGUACCCUCCGCCUCGGGCUCCCCCAGUCCUCCCGCGCUACGCUCCGUCGCCCCCGCGCGCCCGGGCGCACGCCUUUUCCGCCUCGACCGCCCUCAGUCUCCCAGCGUCGGGCCGCCGGGCCCUGCGCGCAGCCCCGCUCCCGGGCUCGUCCCAAGAGCCGCGCCUGCGUCUCCGCUGCUGGCGCGGAUCCCCCGCCAUGCGCCCCUGCACCGCCCCCGGCGCCCCCGCGGGCGCCGCCGCCGCGCUCGGACUCUGCAGCCUCCUGCUGCUGCUCCAGCCAGGGCGCGCGUGCCCCGCGGGCUGCGCCUGCACCGACCCGCACACGGUGGACUGCCGAGACCGCGGGCUGCCCAGCGUGCCGGACCCCUUCCCUCUGGACGUGCGCAAGCUGCUGGUGGCCGGCAACCGCAUCCAGAGCAUCCCCGAGGACUUCUUCAUCUUCUACGGCGACUUGGUCUACCUGGACUUCAGGAACAACUCGCUGCGCUCGCUGGAGGAGGGCACUUUUAGCGGCUCGGCCAAGCUCGCCUUCCUUGACCUCAGCUACAACAACCUGACCCAGCUGGGCGCCGGCGCCUUCCGCUCGGCCGGGAGGCUGGUCAGACUGAGCCUGGCCAACAAUCGCCUGGCGGGCGUGCACGAGGCCGCCUUCGAGACCCUGGAGUCGCUGCAAGUGCUGGAGCUCAACGACAACGACCUGCGCGGCCUCAGCGUGGCCGCCCUGGCCGCGCUGCCGGCGCUGCGCACCCUGCGCCUGGACGGGAACCCGUGGCUCUGCGACUGUGACUUUGCCCACCUCUUCACCUGGAUCCAGGAGAACCCGGCCAAGCUGCCCAGAGGCCUCGAUGAGAUCCAGUGCUCCCUGCCCUUGGAGAACAGGAGGGUGUCCCUCCAAGAGCUGUCGGAGGCCAGCUUCAGCGAGUGCAAGUUCAGCCUCUCACUCACAGACCUGUUCAUCAUCAUCUUCUCCGGCGUGGCGGUGUCCAUUGCCGCCAUCAUCUCCAGCUUCUUCCUGGCCACCGUGGUGCAGUGUUUCCAGAGGUGCACCCCCAACAAAGACGCCGAGGAGGAAGACGAGGACGAGGACGACUGAGCCACCCCUCCCACCCUUCACUUUCAGGAACCCACGGUGGUGGCUCCCCUUUGAGGAGAGAGGGAAAUGGCAAAAAGGAAAACGACCACCACCAGUGCACGGAGCACAGAGCGGCACUUGUUCAGUGCCUCACACCGGGCGGGACCUCUGAGCUCCGAGUCUAGAGCCCGUGGAGCCAGGCGCUCAGGACAGAUUCCUGGAGGAGAGGCUGCCUCUCGGCUUGAGGUGUGCGUGUGGGACAUGACCCAGUCCGGCUUCCUCGCUGCUGGCUGACAACGAACCUAGGGGAUGUGAGACCAGCAGCUCUUGACCACAAAGAUGAUUUCAAGUCGUCCGUUUCCCUGACCUGGCCCGGGAGACCAUGCCGCACCUCCUUCCUCCCGAGAGGCAGCAGCUCGGAGAGUGGGGAUUGGGUUUCAGGUCCCUCUCCCACGAUUGGCUAAGAGGCACCGAGGAGAGAGCUGAGAACUAGCCACAGGGUGUUUGUUGUUACGUUUUGGUGAGCGGGUCAGGAAAACUUCGGUCUGCAGAACUCAAACCCUGAUCCUUACCCGUAGAGGCAGCAAUCCAAAGAGGAAGGACGGCUGUUUCGUUCGGUCGUCAGGGCCUCUGCUCAGAGUUGCUCUUCCCUCUGAAAGUGUUUCCCUUCCUUGUCCCCAUACUCGGCCCCCCAAGUCCCUUCUCAGCCAAAUAAGACUUGGCCAUUCUCUGUGCUGGCCCCGUCCUAGGGCUUCCACUAAAACCUUCCUGGUGGCUGCACUUCCAGAAGGCAGGAGCAACAAAAUGGCAAAAUACAACAAAACAAACGAACUGGGGCUUGGCCUCUGAAAACUCUCCAUCCCUGGCCCUUGGGUGUGUGUGACAAUUUUUUGGAGCUCAGGCUGUGACAGGCACUGUUUUCCAGGGUCGGAAGGCAGCAUGCUGUUCACGGACGAUGAUGAAAGAAUGUCCUUCCAGGUCGCAGUGGGUUAAUGUGAUCCAGCAAAGGGCAAACCCUCGGGCAGCAGCUCCGGCUCUUGCUGGGUCCGGCGCUCAGGGGAGGGGCUCAGGGGGAACUCCAGGGAUACUGUCGAGCGUUGCUUCUCCAUUGUUCCUCGUAAUACACUCCUCCUGCAUCUGUGUCUGCCUCCAUCUCGCCUUUCCACCUUUGCUCCCACAAAGAAUUACUGAGGGUUUGCUAGGCACCAGGCAUCGAAUUAGAAACACAGGCCCCUGCUCGUGUGGGCCUCCUAUUACAAGUGGUGAUGAGCCCCUUGAAGGGCAUAAAGGAGGUCUUGUGACAGAGUGACUGGUAGAAGGCAUUCAAGAGUGGGUGGCUGGGCCCUGGCCAGAGUAGCUCAGUUGGUUAGAGAGUCAUCCUGACACACUAAGGUUGCAAGUUUGAUCCCCGGUCAGGGCACAUGCAAGAAUCAACCAAUGAAUGCAUCAAUAAGCGGAACAAAAAUGCUCUCUCUUUCUCUGUCUCCCUCCCCCCUUGCUCUCUAUAAAUAAAUAAGUAAACAAAUAAAGUGGGGAGUUGGAUAUAUUAGGGCUCACCAGAGAAACAAAACCAAAGGAGGAGAUGUGUAAUCUAUCCAUCCAUCCAUCCAUCCAUCCAUCCAUCCAUCCAUCCAUCCAUCUAUCCAUCCAUCUCGAGCAGCUGUAAGGAGUUUGCUUACAUGCUUUCAGAAACUGAGAAGUGCCGUGAUCUGAAGUUGGCCACCCUGAGGGCUGAGAAAAGCCGGUGGUCUGGCUCCAGUUGGGUCCAGAGGCUUGACCACUGUGUGCAGUUCAGAGUUGGAGGGCGGAAGAAGACCCCGGUGAGGCAGUCAGGCAGAGCGUGGAGGACUGUCUGCCUCACACAGUCCACAGAUUCUAACCUUGACCUCCUCCAGAAGGACCCUCACAGACACACCGGAACAAUGCAUACCUGGCCACCAUUCGGCCCAGUCAAGCUGAGGCAAGAAAUGAGCCAUCCCACUGGGGAAGAGCUUUGAUUGGGUGCCUUGGAGCUGAACCCUGCCUCCUUCCUCUCUCACCCCCUUGCCUGCCUCCCUCCCUUCUUCCACUCUCUCUGGUCUUCUUCCCCACCCCUGACACUGGAGGAGAUUCUUGGAAACGCCCUCAAGCCUCCAGCAUGCUUGGCUCCAGGGGAGGAGACCCCAGGCUCCAAGCGGCUUUCUCCUCCCACCGGACAGAUGGAGAAGCAGGCAGCCUCUUCCCGGACUCCAUGGCAACUUCAGCGCCUGAAUGACCACUUCCGUAGAAGGCUCCGCCUUGAGUGCAGGUCAUGCUUCCAUUGAGGAAACCAUGUAGGCAAACUGCAGUUGGUCAUCCUGAGCCCCCAGGUGGUACUCGAGUUUCAGUCUAAAGGUUUCAGCCAUUAUUUACACCUUGUUAUGAGAGAAGGUUCCCGGAGAAGGUUUUCAGACCUGGAGAGAAGGGAACCCCACUGACAUGGCGCCCCCUGGAGGGAAGAUGAAAGAUGACAGGGAGGACCAAGCGUUCCCAGGCUAAGCAUCUGAGACACAAAACAGUCUAGUGCCAGCCCAGCCACAGACGAGCAGCAGCCGAGACUUGUGUGGGGCUGGAAUGCUGCCUGUCAUCGCAGUCUCCAUCCCCUACCCCCAGGAGCAGCCUCUCAGGACCCAGUAGGGCCCCCAGCAAAGCCACACUGUGUUUCUUCCAGGAUCCUAACAGGAGGGUGUCUGGAACUGUGGAAAUAGCAGGAGACCCUGUUACAACAGGUUCUGGUGAAUGCAUUCCCUCAUAAUGAGACCAUUUUCUUCCUUAUCUGCAUCAAGGGGCUCCUUCUGGUCCGUGAGUGUGGACUCUGCAGGGCAUAGGGGCCAGCAGUCACUUCCUGAAUGAGUGAGUGACAAGGGGAGGGGCAACCUGGGGCUUCCUGAGCACCGACCGACCGUCACUGCGGCCAGCUGCACCCUAGGAAUGAACACGAUGCUGAGGAAGAGGACGAGCUUUACAACACAGCCCGCGGAAACAGUUACUGCCCGAUGUAGACCUCCCGUGAAAUACUAGGGGUGCUGGGGACAGGCGGGACAUCUGCGGGGUUCGCUGACCGGGAGCCACAGCUCAGUGGGGACGGGCCCCUGGAGACGUGACAGGGCACAGACAACAAGCGAUGGUUCGGGGCUCCCUGACUUGCAGUGGGGUCUCCAGUCAUUAUUAUUAUUAUUAUUAUUAUUGACCAUGGAAAUGACCAUGCUCUACAGCAGUAUAGGGCCUCCCAUGUAGCAGACAUGGCCCUCGGAUCUGCACACGUGUCAUUUGGGUCUCAGAUGUCACCCCCUCCGAAUCACUCUUGUCGCAGCAAUCCAUGUUAUUUCCCACACGACAUGUACCGUGAUGUGAAAUUAUCCCAUUUCUUCGUUUAUCGUCUGUAUAUCUGGACCUGAACAUGAGCUGCCCCAGGGCAGGAACUGCGUGGUUUGUGUCUCGGUGUUUCAAGCAGUGCCUGGCACACAGUCGUGGUUCGACAAGAUAACGGGGGCUGAAAGAGCAGACAAAUGAGUUCCAGGCACCAUACUAGAAACACUACAGACAUGAACUCCAUCUGGGCAUCCUCACAACUCCUGGCGAGUGCUGCCAUCGUCCCGAUCUUACAGACGAGGACCCCAAGGCUCAGAGAAGGUGGAGGGACGCCUUGGCCGCUGGUGUUUGACCGCUGCACAGCGGCUCCAUCCAGCUGCAUUCCCUUCUAUGGCCAGCAGGGGCAGUGUGGAGCGGCACCUUUCUUGGGGCUGUGCUCUGGGCUCUAGGAAAAGCAGCCUGCGCUGGGUAGGCACACUCAGAAAGAGUUAUUUUGAGCGUCAAAUCCAUCAUCUUGGACCCCAUCGAGAGAAUCAAAACCACCAAAAUAUCUUGUCUCACGGUCUCACUCUCCUUAAGAUCUAAGGACCAAAGACUGCAACAGCAUCACAAACGAAUUUGUCUCACUGUGGCGCCAGUUGGGUGGCGCCAGUGCAACCCUUGAACCUGGGCAAGGGGUCCCCGCCCUGGCUCUCCUCCAACUCUGCUCUUCCCCCCUGGGGUGAAGAAUCUGUGAGGCCAAGGGCACCCCGAAUCAUUGCUCUCUUCCAGACCAUUCGUGGGGCACUCAGGAUUUCAGAAUUUCCAGCUCAAUUGUCUCCAAACUUGGGAGUGAGCCUGUCUUCCCAUCAUCGCUCCACCAGAGGGGACUGAGUGGCCAGGCAGUAGAUAUUGCUGGGGGACGUGAGCAGGGUUUGGAUGUGAGACGUGGGGUGUCCACACAGGGGGAACCAGGGCUGGGGAAGAAAAGGGGCAGGUGUCAGACGGCUCGGCCCACUGGCCAGAUUCCGGGAGAUUCAAGAAUGUCAUUUAGCCCUGGUCUUGCCAUUCAUCAACAAGGUAUUUUUGUCAAGGUAGCUGAAUACAACAUUUUUUUUAACACUUUA